Messenger RNA from Aedes albopictus (Asian tiger mosquito), 691 nucleotides. RefSeq names its product gametocyte-specific factor 1. The coding region runs from base 225 to 533 and encodes 102 amino acids. NCBI's taxonomy places the organism in Eukaryota, Metazoa, Arthropoda, Insecta, Diptera, Culicidae. The transcript is spliced from 2 exons. The record is from RefSeq and is a predicted model, not a curated record.
UUGAUUCUUGGAACGAGUCGACGCGAGUAGCGAGGUGCGCGUCCAUCAGUAAUAAUUAUAUUUUUUCUAGUAAAUUAUCACGUUUUCUAGUGUUUGAAAGUUUGAAUUUUAUAAUAUUGCGUUAAGAAGACAGUUUAUCAACGUGGGUUACUAAAAUAACGCUGUGCAAUACUUGAUUAUUCAAGCAAACGUACCGCCAAAAUCAACAAAAGAAUCUCGCAACCAUGGACGACGAGCUGGUAACCUGCCCGUACAACAAGGAACACCGGAUCAUCCGGUACCGGCUGCCAUACCACAUCAUCAAGUGCAAGAAGCAAUACGUUGGUAAACAGCUGGAACCGUGUCCAUUCAACGCAAUGCACCUGGUGGACAAAAGCCAAAUGACUGCCCACAUCAAAGACUGUCCGGAUUACCUGAUCACGGUGGAGAACGACAUGAUCAAAGAAUACGCACCAUCCCGGAGCGGGGUCGGUACCGGUCGGCUGUCCCGGGCGUCCUCGACGGCCAUUCAGCAGCGAAGCCAACAGAUGUGAUAUUAAGCCACAUUUGAUGCGGCAAGAACUAGCUUUUAUAAUUUUCUAAAACUGUAAGUUGGACUAUGAAUCGAUUACGUUUGGGAUGAGAUGGACGUAUGAACGAUGUGUAAAUUAAUACAUGUAAGGCAAUCUGAUCCUUACCGUUGAAUAUGUAA